CAGGCGAGCAGCAAUUCCAUCGUGUCUUCGUAGCAGCAGGUGGUCACCGCGCGCCCAGCACUUAACCACAGCCUGUUAAUUGGAUUACGCCAAGUUUCCACGACAGAGCCCACGGGCUGAAAUGGACGGAAUAGAUUAACUUUUUCUUCUUUUUUUGUGAACCAGCCCAGUUCUCUUUUUCUUCUCUCAAGGACGCUGAAAGUGACGCUGUAAAUUGGUAGAUAAGACUUUCUUUUUAGCGGACUGCACGUUUCUGCGUGCCUAGUGCUCUCGUGCUCAAGACUGUUGACAGUUUUUGUUUUUUUUUUAAUAUAUUUUUUUCUUUUUAAAGUUGAAGUUAGUACAUUGUUAAUAAUGGCGUUCGGUAGAUUCAGUAAACUAUUUCGUCUACCCACCAUGGAUAUGAAAAAGAAAGCCAAACAGUACGAGCACGUCAAUCGGGACGUCAAUCCCAACGACAUUUGGGAAAUUAUUGGCGAGCUGGGCGACGGUGCUUUUGGAAAGGUCUACAAGGCCAGAAACAAGGAGACAGGAGUUCUGGCUGCUGCCAAAGUGAUCGAGACCAAAUCUGAGGAAGAGUUGGAAGAUUACAUAGUCGAGAUUGACAUCUUGGCUAAAUGUGACCACCGCUACAUUGUCAAGCUGCUUGAUGCUUUCUAUUAUGAGAAUAAACUCUGGAUCAUGAUUGAGUUCUGCCCUGGAGGCGCUGUGGAUGCCGCCAUGCUAGAGUUGGAUCGGGGGCUGACAGAGCCCCAGAUUCAGGUAGUUUGUCGCCAGAUGUUGGAGGCGCUAGACUACCUCCAUGGAUUGAAGAUCAUCCACAGAGACCUGAAGGCUGGUAACAUCCUCCUAAUGCUGGAUGGUGACAUCAAACUGGCUGACUUUGGUGUGUCUGCAAAAAAUACCAAAACGUUGCAAAGAAGAGAUUCUUUCAUUGGAACACCAUACUGGAUGGCUCCAGAGGUGGUCAUGUGUGAGACAAUGAAGGAUGCACCAUAUGACUACAAGGCCGACAUCUGGUCUUUGGGAAUCACUCUGAUCGAGCUUGCGCAGAUUGAACCCCCACACCACGAGCUCAAUCCCAUGAGGGUGCUAUUAAAGAUCGCAAAGUCUGAGCCUCCUAGCCUGGAGCAGCCAAAGAAAUGGUCACAGGCAUUUAAUGACUUCCUGCGGAAAUGUUUGGAUAAAAACCCAGAGACUCGCCCAACUGCAGCUCAAAUGUUGGAGCACCCUUUUGUGAAAUCGGUGACGACCAACCGUCCGCUGAGAGAGCUGGUGGCUGAGGUCAAGGCUGAAGUCAUGGAGGAAAUUGAAGACAAUAGAGAGGAAGGAGAGGAAGACGAGGGCAUGGACCUUACUGUGUCCUCAGCCAAGGAGCCAUGCCAGACUAGUCAGACCAGUUUGGAAGGUGACCAGCCCCCGGACACCCCAAGCCCUACCACACCUUCUUCACCUGCACCAGUACCAUUCCCCAGGAAGCUGAACCAGCCAGAUACAUCAACAGAGGAAGAACCAGGCUCCACCAUGGCAGUCCCUGUACCCCUGCCACGGCAGAAUGUCCAUAAGAAAGAUCCAGAUGAGGUGGGAGACAAAAUGGGUGAAAUCCUUGAGAAAUCAGAGUCUGAGAAAUCUGAGAGUGAGUCCUCAACCAAGACUACCUUCUCAGACUCUGGUAUUGAGGAUGGGAAGAGUACACCCACACUUGAGGAGGAAAAGGUUGCCGGAGACACCCCAGAGACAGAACAGCCACCAUCUCUCUUUGAUAUGGAAUCUGAGAGAUCUGAGGAAUGUACGAUAAACUUUAUAGGUUCAACAGAACCAGAGGUCCCCAAGAUCCCAGCUAAUGGAGAAUUGCCAACUUCAAGUGGUGUUUCGAUUCCUGUACCUUCGCCUGCAUCUUCCUCUGCUCCCACCCAGGUAGCAAACGGCAGCCUAAUAGAGGAUUCCCCUGAGAAGAAACCAAUGGGAGCAAACGCUGAUCCUGGUUCAUCUUAUCUCAAUGGAGGGAUUAUUGAGCAGUUGUCCUAUUCAGGCAGCAUGGCAUCUGAGAGCAUGGAUUUGUCUGUCCACAGGGAGAACACAUCCAUUAGUGCACGGAACUUUUCAGAUAAGACUCUGAGGCGGACCAGAAAGUUUGUUGUUGACGGUGUGGAGGUGAGUGUGACCACCUCCAAGAUCAUCAGUGACGAUGAGAAGAAAGAUGAGGAGAUGAGAUUCCUCAGGCGGCAGGAGCUGCGCGAGCUCCGUCUGUUGCAGAAGGAAGAGCAGCGAGCCCUGGCUGCUCUGAAUGCCAAACUCGAAACACAAAGGGAACAAAUACAAAGACGUUUUGACCAGGAGAUGAAUACCAAGAAGAAGCACUUUGAUACAGAGCUGGAGAAUCUGGAGAGGAACCAGAAGCAGGCAAUUGAGAAAAUGGAGGAAGAACACAAAGUUAAACUGAAAGAAGAAACCAGGCGUAUCAAAGCAGAACAGGAACGAGACUAUCACAAAUUCCUGGACCAAAUAAAACUAAAGAAAAAGGAGGUAAAACAAUCUGUUGAUAAGCUGCCCAGAAGUCAGCGUAAAGAAACCUUAAAACAGAAGAUGAAUUCCUUCCAAGAAAUGAAGAUGUCAGAGGAAGAGAAAUUCCUUGUAGCUCAGAAAAACUAUCUGCACAUCACACUGAGGAAUAUCAUUUCCAACAACAAGAGAGAGAUUGCAGACCUGGAGAGGGAUUGUCUUAACAAGAAGCAAAGCCUAAUCAGAGAGCGUGAAAAUACGAUGUGGGACAUGGAGCAGAAGAACCUUUAUGAGAAACAUCAGUUGGUGAAGCAGCAGAUGAAAGAUCAGUACUUCCUCCAGAGGCAUCAGCUUCUCAAAAAGCAUGAGAAGGAAAAGGAACAGAUGCAGAGUUACAAUCAGCGAAUGGUUGAGAUCCUGAAAACUAACCAGCAGCUGGAGAAGAGCCGACUGCCUAAGAUUCAGCGCAGUGAGUCAAAGACUCGAAUGACCAUGUUCAAAAAGAGCCUUCGCAUUACCUCAUCGGGCAGUGCUGCAGAGGACAAGGAGAAGAUCAAACUGUUUUCUCAGCAGGAGGAGAAGCGGCAGAAGGCGGAGAGGCUGCAUCAGCAGCAGAAGCACGAGAACCAGAUGAGGGAGAUGACUGGUCAGUGUGAAAGCAAUAUCAGAGAGCUGCUGCAGCUACAGAAUGAAAAAUGUCACCUGUUGAUUGAGAAUGAGACUCAGAGGCUCAAAAUGUUGGAUGAGCAACACAAUUAUAUGAUGAAGGACUGGAGGGAACAACUGAAGCCCAAAAAGAAGGCCCUUGAAGAUGAACUGAAUGCCAGGAAAAGGGAGCAGGAGGCUUUCUUCAGGAUGAGUGAGAGUUCCGACUGUCCAAACCCCAGUUCUCCCAACAGAGUCUCCAAAUUUAUGCCGUAUCAAGAUGAGACUACCACAUGAGAACAGAUGCUGUGACAUUACACAAUAUUAUCUUCUGCCCACUAAUGUAUACACACCCACUGGUACCAUUGCCUGCUGGCCUUCUUUUUUUUUCUCUUGCUUUACCAGUAAUGGCAGAAUACUGAUCCUUCCAUUAGGUUUCUUUAUUGUUUUAGUAAAUAUUUAUGUUUUUAUUCAUGUUCUGAUGUGCGUCAUUAGACACCCUGACAUAAUAUCUACUCCCAUACAGUGUUUGCUUUCUUUUUCUUUUCAAGCAUGCUUCAGAUUUCUCAAUAAUGUGAUACAAAGGCCAUUUAUUGGGGUGAGCUGAAGAUACCAAAUUAUCUGUUUUAAUGAUUAAAUAUUCAGAAAAACCACCUUAUGAUUAGGCAACAGGUUUUUUGUUUUUUUCCAAAGCACCCAGCCAGAGAUCAUUUUUUCCACGAUAACAAGGAAUGCUAUAAAUAUUAACGACCUAGUAAAUGAGUACUUGCUUACCUUAAUUUUUCAAGGUUAUCUUUCAAAUAAGACCAAAAACUCCUCUAGAAAUGUUUUGAUUUACUGAAUCUUUUUUUUUUAUUUUUUUAUUUCCUGUUCUCUGUGCCUUACUUUGCCUUUGCUGCCAAAGUUUGCCUUUAUUUAUUUUUACUCAAAGAACAUUAUACAGCUUACCCCUAUAUAGUUUUGAUUUACUUUGUCUUUUAAUCAUGGAAUGAAGGAUGUGAUGAUUUUGUGUCUUUUUUGUUUUAAAUGAGGGAUAAGGCUGAAUGCAAUGUAUCUUUGAAUUUAAUGGUUUCUUUUAAGAUUUCGUUGUUAACUAAUAAGGGAACUCAAGUUUUGUUGUUUUUUUUUCAGUAUUGCUCAGUUAUUUUUUCUGUUGUAUCAUUACUGUAGAAAUCAGUCACACUGGAUGGGAACUGACAAAGCCAGAGCUGUUUGGUUUUUUUUUUUGUUUUGUUUUUCUUUCAGGAUGUUAUAGAGGGGAGUUAAAUUUGAAUUGUUAUGCAACAUGCAGUAAAUGCUAACCAAUGUGCAAUAUUAUAUGUUUUUGCUAAGCUUACAGAGGUUUAUUUUUCUUAAACUUUGCCUUCCUUUGCACUGAGAGCAAGAAUAACAUGAAGAGCUUAAACCCAAAAAUAUAUAUGUUAACUUUUUUUGGGAGGUGAAUAAAAGCCUUUGGUUAAGAGUGAUUUAACCAUUUUAUAAUUUUUAGGUAUUCAAUAGCAAUAAUUUAGGUUUUUACACAAUAGUUCUUCACAUCAUUUUAAGGGGAUGCAACAAUUCAGUCUGCUGUAAGAUGCCUCUAGCUGUUUAAUUUUCUACUUAAAGUUUGCAGCUCAAAAUCAUCAUUUCUUGAGUGAGGAGCGGUUUUAUUGGAGCAGUUUGCAUCAGCUAACUGCAGUUGGCCUGCAGAUUUACACUGAAUCAGGUCCACAAUCAGGUACAGCUUAAUCUCUCUUAUAUCAGAAGUAUUUACAUUUACAAUUCUUUUCUUACCGUUUACUGGCUCUGUAUCUCUGACUCUCUGCCUUAGUUUACAUAACAUUAUUUGUGUGGAGGGACUGUAUGAAUAAAUUUUUUUUCAGAAGGAACCACUGUUGUAAAUAAAUGCAGAUUUUAUAAUU
Maylandia zebra (zebra mbuna) is the source of this 5048-nucleotide messenger RNA. It is a transcript of the gene stk10, whose product is annotated as serine/threonine kinase 10. Gene Ontology annotation, molecular function: protein serine/threonine kinase activity; ATP binding. NCBI's taxonomy places the organism in Eukaryota, Metazoa, Chordata, Actinopteri, Cichliformes, Cichlidae. Gene Ontology annotation, biological process: protein phosphorylation. The record is from RefSeq and is a predicted model, not a curated record.